GGUAUCGUGAACAAGUGAGGUCUACGGGCACUCCGUGCUUAAAGGAAAUGUGUUUUUAAUCGAUUCCCUUAAGUUUCGAAUCCGAUCUUAUUCAUUCAUUAUCGCACUAAAUACUCAUUCGUCCUGCAGUUAUAUUUUGAGAUUUUAAGUGAACGAUAUUAAUAUAUGUGUGACAUUGCCUAUUGUUGAUAUGGCUAUUGCUGAUGUCGUCACAGACUCAGAGGCUUUGUUUACCACACAGACGUUGGUGUGUCCUGCGUCACCACUAAUGUUUCUUGUGCGUUAUUUAGCUUCUAGUUCAUGGUUAUUGUUCAAAUUUUAUUGUUAUCGUUGGCAAGAUGGGCUAUACAUGUGUCCUCUCUGGGUGUGGUAAGAAGUCAGCCCCGGGAGUACAACUUUUUCAGUUCCCAAAAGAUCCUGCAACACGUCAAGAGUGGACACUGUUCGUCAGCAAAACCAGACAUGCCAACUGGAAAGGACCUUCGUAUUACAGCAGGCUUUGUAGUGAUCAUUUUGUCGCGUCAGACUACAAAAAUUAUAUGGAGUGGAACACGGGGUGGACAACAAAACUAAUUUUACUUCCGUAUCAAGUACCAACCCGGUACCCAAAAGGAAUAACUUCAAAUCUUGUAUCAUCAUCUAGACACGGCAUAAAAAUUGCCAGGCAUUCCAAUGACAGCUGCUCAGAACACACCUCCCCAACCCUGGUAGUGUCAACUGCUAAAACUGGUAGAAAAAUUGUUAGGCAACCCAGUGACAGCUACCCAGAACACACGUCACCCUUGACGGUGUCAACACCUGUCCUGGGACGUGACCCCUUAGCACCCUCAAAUCCAUCCACUUGUAAGCGACCUAGAGGAAGACCAAGAGGAAGACCAAGAGGAAGGACAAGAGGAAGACCAAGAGGAAGACCUAAGUCGGCAUUUAGGAGGAGGGAGAUAAGUAGGAUACAGCAAAACAUGCAGAGCCUAGACCAUACCUCCAUCAUUUCUGAUCAAGGAUGGCAGAUGUUUGGUGUGCCAGUCAAGGAAGAAAAGGAAAGCAGAGAUGAGACACCAGAACAAAUCCUAGAGUGUGAUGUUGUUGUGAAAGAAGAAGAAGUGGACUGUGAUGAGAUUUUAUCAAAAGAAAAAUUAAAUGAAGAUGUAUUGGAGAGGGAAAAAAACCUGGGUAGUUGUUCAGACAUGAAGGAAGCAAACUUAGACAGUGACAGAUUUAGAGAAGGACUCAUUGUGGAAUGUGAUGUAAUUAUGAGGGAAGGUGAUGGCUUAGGCCUAUAUGUGAAGGAGAGUGGAGAAAAUAGUGACUUACAUGUAAUAGAAGAGACGAAUGACAGUUGUGCUGAUACAAAAGUAUACAAAAUCGUCAAUGAAAGAACUAUGAGAAGAGGCAUCACAAGUGAUACAGAGAAAAGUGAUCCUCUCUCUACUUUUGUACAGGAUGGACUGCUGUGAUUUUGAAGGUUUUAUGUUAGUGUACAGUACCAGCAUAUGUGGUACAGUAGUACUGUAUUGUGAUACCGGGUAUUUUAAAAAUAUCAUUAUGUUAAAUACUGUAAUCUGUAUUAUUAUUUUGUUCUUGUUUGUAAGUAUCAUUUUAGUUUAUUUCAUUGUUAGGAUAAAACCACCAUGUUAUAUUAUGUUCAUUGUUGUUUCCUCUUUGAAUUAUUACAACAUUUGCUUUUGUGUUAUUUCAAAUAUGUAAUGAAAUGAAUCAAGUAAAGCUUGGAUGUACCAA
Homarus americanus (American lobster) is the source of this 1737-nucleotide messenger RNA. RefSeq lists its product as uncharacterized. Lineage: Eukaryota; Metazoa; Arthropoda; Malacostraca; Decapoda; Nephropidae. The record is from RefSeq and is a predicted model, not a curated record. Gene Ontology annotation, biological process: regulation of DNA-templated transcription. The transcript has 2 exons. Gene Ontology annotation, molecular function: sequence-specific DNA binding. Bases 339 to 1454 code for a protein of 371 amino acids.